CAAAGAACUGCAUGCUAUGUUCACCUAGAAAGGAUAUCCUCGCAUAUUUUGUUACGAAUAUGGAAUACAACAAGGGCGAGACCAGUUUCGUUGUGUUCAUGUUCGUCAUUCUUGUCCUGUUCUCAAUAUUGGGCAAUUUUAUGGUAAUUUAUGUGAUUCUCAAGUGUCGUGGAUUGCGAACUGUGACGAACUACUUCCUGUUCAAUUUAUCUGCCGGUGAUUUGUUAACGCUGUUCCAAAUUGUGCCAAAUGUUCAUUAUGUAUUGACAAGAGACUGGAUAUUUGGACUUAGUUUGUGCAAACUGUCGCAGUUCUUCACAGUUUUCAAUAUCGCCAUAUCGGUCUUCACAUUCGUGGGCAUCACGGCAGAUCGGUACACUGCAAUAAUGUUUCCUCUGCGUCCGAGAAUACGUCCAAGGACCGCAAUUUUCUACAUUUUUCUUAUAUGGCUCGCUGCGUUUGUCGUUGGUCUACCGAGUUUAAUUUUCGCAAACGUCGAAGCCACACCCGUGCUUCUACGAGGGCGCUCAUCUGUGAAGAAAAACGAAACACAAGGAGAGCAGAAUGUGACAUAUCCAAAUGCAGACACAACGGUCAACACAACACAACUGGAAGACACUACGAGGCAGUGUUUUCUUGCUUUAAACCCAAAAUAUGAUGAACUGUAUGACUAUGCUCUUUUCACGCUCCUCUACGUGCUACCGCUCAUGGUACUAGCAGCGACGUACGUGCCCAUUUCUCUCCGAUUAUGGUUUCAUCGGGGUAUUGGUGAAAUCACUCGCGCGCAAGUGGAAAGUGUCCGGUCGAAGAGGAGAGCCGUCAAAAUGAUGUGCGCUAUGAUGUGCAUUUUUGCCAUUUGCUGGUUCCCGUAUCAAGUGUUUUUCAUCAUCCUCCGAGUGAAACCAGAGUUUAAAAGAUCACCACCGGCGUUUGCCAUCUUUAUAGCUUGUUAUUGGCUGGCGAUGAGCAACGCUAUCUACAACCCAAUUAUCUACUUUACAAUGAACCGCAGAUUUCGGAAUGGACUUAUAAAUGCACUCUCCUGUUUCUCCUGUUCAAAACCUGCACCAAGUCAGGUAGAGCUUAACAUUAUGAAGGACGCUCAACUCAGCUAUCCGGACCCACAAGGCCAUUUGGGCUCUAGCAACACAGUUGAACACUAUCAAUAUUCGGUGGUUACGAGCGUGGUCUAGUUUGGAACACACUGAUGUGCUUUCUUGUCCUAAGAUGAAUACAUCCCUAUUGAAUUUAUUUUGACACAACUGGGAAGAGUUAAUUAGAUUGAAGACAUGCUCGUAGUACUGGUGUUUUCA
Molecule: messenger RNA, 1313 nt
Organism: Opisthorchis viverrini
Lineage: Eukaryota; Metazoa; Platyhelminthes; Trematoda; Opisthorchiida; Opisthorchiidae
Exons: 5
Coding region: 12-1193 (393 amino acids)
Biological process (GO): G protein-coupled receptor signaling pathway
Cellular component (GO): plasma membrane
Molecular function (GO): neuropeptide Y receptor activity; tachykinin receptor activity
Source: RefSeq, a predicted model, not a curated record